Messenger RNA from Diaporthe amygdali, 1926 nucleotides. RefSeq lists its product as uncharacterized. Bases 1 to 1926 code for a protein of 641 amino acids. The record is from RefSeq and is a predicted model, not a curated record. Lineage: Eukaryota; Fungi; Ascomycota; Sordariomycetes; Diaporthales; Diaporthaceae. The transcript has a single exon.
AUGACUGAGCCCGACAACUUACGGGAGGACGUUCCCUUCCUGCCUCUCCUCGCUGGGCUCGCAGCCUGGCCCCUGUACCGUCUCGCGAUUGAUCGGAUUGUGAGAUGGUGGAGCCCAGAGUUCUACACAGAACUACGGAGCAACUACGAGAAGAAGUACUUGUUCUUCUUCGGAAUUCUACUCGGCCUCAUAGUCAAGCCCAUUCCCUUGAUCAGUUGUGGCCUGGCAGUAUGGAAGACGGCCCCGGAAGACGACAUUGCUGGGUUCCGCCGCCCGAUGAAUCCUUCUCAGCAAUUUUGCUGGGGGUCACGAACGGUCAUUUACAUUUCGGAGAUGCCUCACUACUUACACAUUCCGGAGAUGCUCCUUCACCACCUCUUAGUUCUUCUCGGCAUGAGCAUGGUUGCGAAAUUUCAUAUCUGCAGAAGAGGCCUUGACUUGUCCUUGGCGGCUCUGUGGUCUGAAAUUAUCUACAGCCUUCGCAAUGUGCUCAAGUGGACUGGCCACCUUCAGACGCGACCAAACUUGGACUGGGGUCUCACCUUUUACGGAACCAUCUUCCUCUUCGUCACCAGAGCACCUACUACCAUCAUGGCUUUAGCUAUGAUCCCUGCCAGUGGCCUCCAGGCUGGAUCAGCACUUGUUAUCGCCAGUGCUUAUUUGUUCCAUCUGGUGUACAUCAUACGGAUCACUUUCAUCCGUCUGAAGAAAUCAGGCGUAUUGCAAGUCGAGGAUUCCGGUGUGUUCAGAGUCCAGAUGGGAGCUCGUCUCAACAUCACUUCCGCUACCUUGCUCACUGGCGCGGCAUUCAUGGGCACCCAAGUCUCUGUCGUCCUUCUCUACUCCUGGAAAAAUACGACAUUGAAGCCUGUUACCACAACGGAACUUACCAACCUGAUGUGGAACUCGCUGUUGGCAGGCACUAUCGGCCUCGCUGGAUCAAGACUCAUUGCAGCGUUUCUGCGGGUCUUCAUUCGUUGGCAUUGGAUGUCUUUACUUUACACGCAGUGCGACCUCGCGAUCACCGCCUUGGUGCUGUUCUUGUCUCCAACGAUUGAGGGGUCUAUCGACAAAUCUACUCUGCUCUCCUGUUUACUCCUCAGCUCUUCGCUCACCAAGGCUGUUUCUCAAUACGCCUGUCAUCUAUCCCAUCUUCAGGCUAAGCCACAGGUAUCCUCCAAGGGGCGCCUCACGUCUCAAGCGGAGCUGAAUUCCAGCAUAAUCAACCUUUGUCAAUACUUCGUUUUUGUCUUGGCUGUUGGUACUGGACUCUCAUCGGUGGCUGGCGCUGCGUUCAAGACUUUCGUGGUACAAUUGGUGGUCGAAGCAGCCGCUGACCCUACCAUGUCAAAAACUAGCACCGGUAUCAGCAUGGGCUCGCUCGCUGUGCUCAUGACUGUUUGGCGGUUCAACUUGACUGCGACGACCAAGUCCGCAUAUUCUUUUGAUUUCAACGACAACUACACCAUUGACUCACCCCCGGUCACUCACGGAUCGCCUCCACUGCCAUACUGGCUCAAGUUCCUGCUGCAGGACACCCUCGUGGUUGGAGGCCUCUACGUGAUGUUCUCUUCCACCACAAUUCGUUACUUCAGCAGUCUCUCACGGAGGAAAUCAGGAAUACCGGGUCUGCCGAGGCUGAGAACUGUGGGUCUCCUGACUGUUUUUGGAUGGGUCAGUUACAUCGUAUACCUUGUCUCGACAGGACAGACCCCAGAGAUACACAACAAAAAUCUCACCGCCGCUGAGAUAUUGGCUAGAGAGCCGCAAUUUUGCAGUCUCUUGCUCUCCUGGCAAUUUUGGGCUUCAAUCACGGCCUCAGCCAUCGUACCAACCGCGAUUGCACACCUGUGGAGAUCAAGAGCCGUCGGUCAAGAACAUAUCCCUGGCGAGGCAAUUGUGCAAUCAAAGACAAAAGAAGGCUGA